AUGUUUGCACUGAUAGGGAACUCGCCGGUUUGGCUGGCCAAGACCCUCAAUGAAAUGGGGUACCCAGUCACUGAAAACCAGUGUUGCAAUAAAUGGAAAAAUUUGAAAAAAGCGUAUAAAGGUGUUAAGGACCACAACGCCAAGAGCGGCAACGACAAGAAGGAUUGGCCAUUCCUCAAGGAAAUGGAUGAAAUCUUCGGGCGAAGGCCGGAGGUGGUCCCUCUGGCUGUUGCGAGCGCCUCAGCUGGUCUGAGCGUCAGGGAAACCGGAGAGGAGCCGAAGGCGGAGUGCAGCCGAGGAAGCAAGAGAAUGUCGAUACUCUCGGAGUCACAUGAGUUGCUGUCCAAAAAAAUGGCCUUAGAAGAAAGGAAAGUCAAGGCCCUAGAGGAUUUUAAUUGUUUCUUUAAGGAUUUUUUAGAACUCAAGAAAGCAGAAAAAGCCAGAGCGGAAGAAGAGCCAUUAUGUAUGAAACUUCGUAAUCUAGAUUUUAAUUGA
Messenger RNA from Ixodes scapularis (black-legged tick), 495 nucleotides. RefSeq lists its product as uncharacterized. The transcript is spliced from 3 exons. The record is from RefSeq and is a predicted model, not a curated record. The coding region runs from base 1 to 495 and encodes 164 amino acids. NCBI's taxonomy places the organism in Eukaryota, Metazoa, Arthropoda, Arachnida, Ixodida, Ixodidae.